CCUGCUCCCUCCCCCUCCUGCCGCAGCUCGCCUUGUUCCUCCGAGCGAGGCCGCCGCCAUGUUCUCGGGCUGACGCCGCCGCCGCCGCGCCGCAGCAGGAGGAGGAGGCGGCGGAGGGAAGGGGCCAGCCCCGAGCAGAGCAACAGAUGGCUAAGAGCUAGCAAGGCACAUUCAGGACCAUGAUGGCUCAGUUUCCCACAGCCAUGAAUGGAGGACCAAACAUGUGGGCUAUCACCUCUGAAGAGCGAGCAAAGCAUGACAAGCAGUUUGAGAGCCUUAAACCCAUAGGAGGAUAUAUUACAGGUGAUCAAGCACGUACCUUUUUCUUACAGUCAGGUCUACCAUCAUCAGUCCUAGCUGAAAUAUGGGCUCUUGCAGACCUGAACAAAGAUGGGAAGAUGGAUCAACAGGAAUUCUCCAUAGCUAUGAAACUCAUCAAACUAAAAUUACAAGGUCAACACUUGCCUGUGGUCCUCCCACCUAUCAUGAAGCAACCUCCCGUAUUCUCUCCGUUAAUUUCUGCUCGCUUUGGAAUGGGUAGUAUGCCAAAUCUGUCCAUGCCAACAUCUGUGCCUACAAUUGCACCUUUAGCUCCCAUGUCAUCGUUGACCGCAGUGACUUCGAUUCCUCCCUUGAUUAUCUCUACGCCUCUGAUGCCUUCUAUCAGUACAUCAUCAUUGCCAAAUGGAACAUCCAGUCUCCUUCAGCCUUUACCUAUGUCUUUCUCUUCAACAUUGCCUCAUCCUGGUUCUUUCAGUCCCAUGGCAGGAGGGUUUGGUGGUACUAAUAUACAGAAGGCACAGUCUCUGAUCGAUUUAGGAUCUAGUAGUUCAAAUUCUUCCUCCACCACUUCACUAACUGGGAAUUCACCUAAGACUGGAUCCUCAGACUGGGCAGUUCCUCAGGCCUCCAGAUUAAAAUACAGGCAGAAAUUUAAUAGUCUUGAUAAAGGCAUGAGUGGAUACCUAUCAGGAUUUCAAGCAAGGAAUGCCCUUCUGCAGUCAAACCUUUCUCAGACUCAGCUGGCUACCAUUUGGUCACUAUCUGACGUUGAUGGAGAUGGACAGUUGAAAGCUGAUGAGUUUGUGUUAGCCAUGCAUCUAACUGAUAUGGCCAAAGCUGGGCAGCCUCUGCCAUUGACCCUGCCUCCUGAAUUGGUACCUCCUCCUUUCAGAAGUGGAAAAUAUGCUGAAAAUGUUAAUGGAACUCUGCCAUCUUGCCAGCGAAUGCAAGAAGAGGAGCCCCAGAAAAAACAGCCAGUUACAUUUGAGGACAAGAGAAAAGCAAACUAUGAGAAAGGAAACGUGGAACUGGAGAAAAGGCGUCAAGUCCUACUGGAGCAGCAGCAGAGAGAGGCGGAACGUAAGGCUCAGAAAGAAAGAGAAGAACAAGAGCGAAGAGAGAGGGAGCUGCAGGAGCAGGAGCGGAAAAAGCAGCUUGAACUGGAAAGGCAGUUGGAGAAACAACGAGAGCUGGAAAGACAAAGGGAGGAAGAGAGGAGAAAAGAAAUAGAACGGCGGGAGGCAGCAAAGCAGGAACUUGAGCGCCAGCGACGGCUGGAAUGGGAGAGAAUUCGACGCCAAGAUCUUCUUAAUCAGAGAAACAGGGAGCAAGAAGAAAUUGUCAAGUUGACCUCUAAAAAGAAGAGCCUUAAUCUUGAAUUAGAAGCCCUGAGUGGCAAACAUCAGCAGAUCACAGGCAGACUGCAAGACGUGCAAAGCAGAAAACAAAUUCAGAAAAGUGAGCUGGAAGCUCUAGAUAAAAAAUGUGAUUUGGGAAUUGUAGAAAUCAAACAGCUACAACAACAACUUCAGGAAUAUCAGAAUAAACUAGUCCAUUUAAUUCCUGAAAAGCAGUUAUUAAAUGAGAGAAUAAAACACAUGCAGCUGGACAACACUCCUAAUACAGGAAUCAGUUCAGUGAACAAGAAAUUCCUAGAAAAGGAAGAAUUAUGCCAAAGACUUCGGGAGCAAUUAAAUGCCCUAGAAAAGGAAACUGCUUCCAAACUCUCUGAAAUGGAUACAUUUAACAAUCAGCUCAAGUGUGAGAAUAUGGAUGAUUCUGUUCUUCAGUGCCUUUUGUCUCUGCUAAGCUGUCUCAACAACCUCUUCCUCUUACUUAAGGAACUGAGAGAAAGCUACAACACACAGCACUUAGCCCUUGAGCAACUUCACAGGAUCAAACAAGAGAAAAUAAGAGCUGUAGAAAGAAAAAGAGCUGAGCUUGCACAAAAAAAGCGACUGGAGGAUGAGGCUGCAAGGAAAGCAAAACAGGAGAAGGAGAACUUAUGGCAGGAAAAUGUCCGAAAGGAAGAGGAGGAGAAAAAAAAGCGAUUACAGGAAGAGCGAAUGCAGGAAAAAAUUCAUGAAGAAAAACAAAAAGCUGAGGAGGCAGCUGCCCAGGUGAGAGAGAGGGAGUUCCAGUUGCAAAAACUGGCUGAGGAGAAACAUGCGGAGGAGAGGAACAAGCUAGCUGAGAUUCAGAGAGAAACGGAAAAACAAAGGCAGAGACAACUGGAAGAAGACAAAAGGAAGCAAGAACAGAUUGCAAAAGAAGCUGAGGAGAGGCGUAAACAGCAUGAAGAAGAGAAGAGAAGAAAAGAUACAGCCAACCUGCAAGAGUCAGAGAAACACACUUCAAAAUUAAACUUAAAUGAGAAAUUUGCAGACUUGUUGAAACAGACUGAGGGUAGAAAUCUUAAGCCUAUGUGGAGAAGUGAAGGUAACGUAGUUAGUGCCUCAGAAUCUAGGAAUUCAGCUGCCUUGGUGAAUUACAGAGCUUUAUAUUCAUUCGAAGCAAGGAAUCAUGACGAGAUGAGUUUUAAUUCUGGGGAUGUAGUUCAGGUUGAUGAGAAAACCAUUGGAGAGCCUGGUUGGCUGUAUGGGAGCUUUCAAGGUCAUUUUGGCUGGUUUCCAUGCAGCUAUGUAGAAAAAAUACCAGAAAGUGAAAAAGCUUUAUCUCCUAAAAAGGCCUUACUUCCUCCUACAGUAUUUUUGUCUACUACCUCAGCUCCUCCAGAACCACUUUCACCAGGUAGAUCAGCAGAAGACACUGAUUACCAAAACGUACCUUUCUCAAGCCUAACUGUUAACACAACAUGGCAGAAAAAAUCCGCUUUUACUCGUACUGUGUCCCCAGGAUCUGUUUCUCCUGUUCAUGGACAGGGACAAGCUGUGGAGAAUUUAAAAGCACAGGCACUUUGCUCCUGGACUGCAAAAAAGGAUAACCACUUGAACUUUUCAAAAAAUGAUAUAAUUACUGUGCUGGAGAAGCAGGAAAACUGGUGGUUUGGAGAGGUGCAUGGAGGAAGGGGAUGGUUUCCUAAAUCCUAUGUCAAGAUCUUGCCUGGAAAUGAAAACAAACGAGAGGAAACCGAAACUAUUUAUGCAGCUGUAAACAAGAAGCCUAGUACACCAUCUUAUACAAUUGGAGAGGAGUAUGUUGCACUCUAUUCCUAUACGAGCUCUGAACCUGGAGAUUUGACUUUUGCUGAAGGAGAAGAAAUACUAGUCACUCAGAAAGAUGGAGAAUGGUGGACAGGAAGCAUUGCUGACAGAACUGGCAUCUUUCCAUCAAACUAUGUCAAACCUAAGGAUCAAGAUGGUUCUGGUACUGCUGGCAGAACUGGGACACUAAAUAAGAAACCUGAGAUUGCCCAGGUGACUACAGCGUAUGCUGCAUCAGGGACAGAACAGCUUAGUCUGGCUCCAGGACAGCUGAUACUUAUUCUGAAGAAAAACCCUAGUGGAUGGUGGCAAGGAGAGUUACAGGCAAGAGGGAAAAAGAGGCAGAAAGGAUGGUUUCCUGCCAAUCAUGUUAAAUUGUUAGGUCCAAGCAGUGAGAGAACUACUCCUGCUGCUCUCUCAGUAUGUCAAGUAAUAGCAAUGUAUGAUUAUGCGGCAAACAAUGAAGAUGAGCUCACUUUCUCCAAGGGGCAGAUCAUUAAUGUACUGAGCAAAGAUGAUGCAGAUUGGUGGCAAGGAGAAAUCAGUGGUGUGACAGGUCUCUUUCCUUCAAACUAUGUGAAGAUGACCACAGACUCUGAUCCAAGCCAACAGUGACCCAAUGUUGUCUUCCAGUGUGAAAGCACCUCAGAGACCCACUAUCCAAGUUUGACUAUAGCGUGGAGGCAGGGUGGACAGCCCUGCUCAAAUAUCUGACACAAUCCAUUUGCUUCGUUUGAAUGUUAGAUCCACACGAGAAUUAAUUUUUUGUGUUUUAUAAUCUACUGUUACAAUUAAUUUGUAAAACCAGAAAGGAUAGUGGGUCUUUGUGUGGCUUUCACUGCUGUCCACUCUGGUUUCCUCUAGUGUUUUUUUCCUUUUCUUAUUGAUAAUCAUAGAUCAUUAGCAUGCAUAUCAAGGUAUCCCUUGCAUGGUGGGAUUUCAGACACACAAAGACCCACUAUUUGCACAAGUUAGCUGAGCUGUUUUAUAUGGGCAGAUGUCUUCUUGUAAUGUUAUAACCUGUGCAUACUUUGCAGAAUUGAAAUGUUUGCUGAUUACUGAUCUGAUAGACUUAGUUUAAUCCUGUGCACAGUGAGCUUUUUAAAUUGGCAACAUAUAUGAUUCAUCCAAAAAAUAAAACCUGGCCUACCUUUCUACAUUACAGAGUGCCACUGUGACUACAAGUAUGCCAUGUAGUUUAGGUUUUAGAUCAUAGAACUGUUUUGUCUGAUUCAGUCCAGCCUUCCAAAUGGCCUUUUUGUGAGGAGAGGAGUUUAGAGGUGGAAUGGAGGAUGCUUUCAUUUCAUUUUCUUCUCUCAUCUCAUCACAGUAGCACUAUGGGGCAUUUUCUCUCAAGGCAAAGGCAAACUAGGCUAAUAUAAUUUGUGGGCUGGCCUGCAAGUUACUUUGGGUGGAUGUGUCCUAUCCCUUGGCCACCACCUUCCCUCAAACAUUUUACCAUUGUAACACACUUGUCGUCAGUUUUGGUGAACAGCAUCAUCUAAUCUUACUACAAUUGGUACCAUGCUGCCUCUGUGCUGUCAGACUCACCAAUCUGUCCUCAUUUUCUUUUCUUUUCUUUUUUUUUAAAUUAAGAGUUCUGGUACAGGACUGAAUGGUUCUGAAGACUGAUAAUUGGCUAGAGAGUCUUUCAUCUCUAGGACACCAGGUCAUAUCUGGCCCAGGUCAAUAGUGAAUGAAAGUCUUUGGCAUCUGAAAGCUGUUCUUCUUCCUAUUACAAAAUGAAUUGGUGGUCUCAGUCAAGUUCCUCCUAUACAAGUGUCCACAAUAAUAUAUGCCACCACCAGAAAAGACACUAGUAGACACGCUUGUUAGCUGAAAGAGGAAGGCCAAGGAUUUAAAUGGGCUUGGAAACUGAACCAUCCGCUCUCCUGGUUCAGAGGUAGCUUUUCCAGUUCAGGGUUUGAGGGGCAGAGUGUUACAGGUAAACUUGUACUGCCCAUGCUGUCUCUGUUAUGUGGAUAAAAUCAGGACUUCUGUCUCCAGGGCUAUACAUCUUGCAUCUUUUAGCAGCCCUAAAUUAUUUUAAAAGGGAAAAAAAGCUAGUAAGUAGAUUUCUUUUAGUUGCUUUUAAAAUGAAGGGGUCUAUUUGAUGGCAGACCAUACAUCUAAUAAAACAGUUCUGUGGUCCAUACAACGCAAAGAGAAUUUCUAGUAGAUGCAGUAUUAAAUUCAGUUUGCUUCCUGAAUUUGGGAUUGAAAUAACAAACAUGUGGAUUAUGCAAUCUGAAAUUGUUUACAAACUACUGUAAGUUUACAAUAUAUAUGAAUGUUGUGAGGUACUAUCCGGAAAAAGUGUUAAUACAAUUACAGAGAUUUAAAAGCCUUCUUCCAAAAGUUCUAUAAAAGGAGUGAAAUAUUAUGUAUUUAAUAUACUUUAUCAAGUAAUGUAUAUGUGUCCCUUAGGUCAGAGAUAUAUAUUUUGUGCAAUACAAAUUACAGUAAGGUGCCUACAUCAAACUAUAAAUGGAUUUUUAUUCCAGUUGUAUUUUAUCUCAAUUAAUAUUCUGUUCUUGAAUAAAUUAACUUUAAUUAGAGGCAAAGAAUCUGCUAAUUAAUUGCUCAAAUAGCAAUGUUCUAGCUGACUUAAUGUCUUUUUCAUGUUGAAAUUAGAUUUUUAGCUAAGGCUGUUUCUAUUAAAAUGUGCUAAUUGCCCUGUAUUGCCUUCUCUUAAUUUUCUGAUUUUGCAGAUCUGUUUAAUACAGGCAGAAAUGUGCUGCUAUGGUACAACAGUCAUAUCAAAUUGUUACUUAUUGUAGGCCAAUAUCUGGGUGUCUUUGGGACCCAUUCGCUUUUAAAAAUUCGAAAUUCAAGGCACUAUUAACCCAGAGAGUUUGGGCCAGAUAUAACUCUCUAAUAGCCAAUAAAAUUGUUGCCUUGAUUGCCAAGUUACUAAAAGACCCCAGUAAAUAAAUAAAUAAAGUCAUGCCCUGUCUAGUAUGUGCUGGGAAAUAAUAUUAUGGUAUUUUUCAGCAAUAAAUAAUGCUUUACCCACGUAUACACAACUGCAGUUGAAUAUUAGGGAUAGCAUUCUAUAUCUGUAUGGUUUGACCCAUGUAAAUCCAUAGCUGGAAAUAAGCAUUCACAAUUAAAACACAAACAGCUGCGUUCAGUUUGAAUUUACAGGUGCUAGAACUGAGUUCAGAGGCAUGCUGCCAUGGGCUUUCUCUGUUGUAAUUAAAUGUUGUAGUGUUAUUUGAAAGCCAAGGUGGGUGAGGUAAUAUCUUUUGUUGGACCAACUUCUGUUGGUGAGAGAAACAAUCUUUUCAGCCAGAAAGAGCUCAAAAGCUUACCUCUCUCACAAACAGAAAGAAGUUGGUCCAAUAAAAUAUUACCUCUUCCACCUUGUCUCUCUAAUAUCCUGGGACUGACACAGCUAAAACUGCACUGCGUAGAGCAGUGUUAUUUGAGCAUCAUCUAUGAGCUCUGCACUGUAAAAAAUGGAAAAGGCCACAGUCCCUCCCUCACAGUGUUUAUCUUCUACAUCAGACAGAUUUUUCAGGUUUCAGAGUAACAGCCGUGUUAGUCUGUAUUCGCAAAAAGAAAAGGAGUACUUGUGGCACCUUAGAGACUAACCAAUUUAUUUGAGCAUGAGCUUUCGUGAGCUUGAGCUGUAGCUCACGAAAGCUCAUGCUCAAAUAAAUUGGUUAGUCUCUAAGGUGCCACAAGUACUCCUUUUCAUUUUUCAGGUUAGACAUGAUGCACCAGAUAACUAUGUGGUCUGGUCACAUAAUGGUACAGAAGGAUUUUUUUAAUACACAUUUUAGAUUACGGAUAAGAAGAGGCUGUGCAGAAUACUUAUUUUAAGGCAAGAUUUUAAAGAACCCUGCUGUAUCAAUACAGGUAUAUCGAUGGGAGCAGCUUAGUCUAAACAGAUUUUAGCUUUAAAAGUGAAUUUCCUUGCUCAUGUGGGUUUAAUUUCGAUGCUUACAACUGUGUUAGCAUCUCAGUGACUACAUUGACCCAGUCUCUCAGGCACAUCCUUGGAGAGACAUGUAGGUUCAGCCACCGUUCCAGCCAUUUAAGAAAAUUAGUUGUAAAGGGUCCAGUCCCUCCUGUCACAAAGGAGUAUGGCAUGAUGUGGAGCCCUACAAGGGUGGUAUGGGAAUUGGGGAGACUCCUCUAGUGAAUUAGAAGGGGCAGAAACAGAAAUAUUAUUGUACCUGCACAGUAGCUGAUAUUUCAAAUUCUGUAAGAGUCUAGUUUGCAAAUGUUACUUUCAAAGCUAAGUUCCUUAUCUUGCAGUCAGAUCUAGACAGGUCAAUCCCCUGCACUCUCACAGCCCAGGAUAGAUCCAGUUGCAGGCACAGAUGUAUGAAUAGUUAAUGCUUGUGAAGCACUUUGAAGGCAUACGUAGCACUAUAUAAAUGCUAAGUAUCAAUAGCUUUUUAUUACUUGUAGGAGCAUAAAAAGGUAGAAGUUCCAUUUGUAAAAAGUUCUGCAUUCUAAUAAUAAUUGAAAUUGCCCCUAUUAAUGUGUGAAUAAUUACCCUGAGCCCAAGGCUUUGUUCACCAAAGUGGAUCUCAGAGUGACUUUUUCAGUGAGGUUGUAAACUCUUGUAAAUAGGCGUCUGUUAUAGGAAUGCUGACAGACCCUUGCCCAUGGUGGUGCUGACUGCUGCUAUCGCAUAAUGACACUUUAAUGUAAUGGAACUAUUAAACUGUUACAUAAUGGUGUGUGUUGCCUUGAAAUAUCUUUUGUUGUUCUUUUCAAGCUGUAGUAUUAAUGGUUGGGGAUACAUGUUAAGAUCAUGCAAAUGCAGGAUAUGCUUGGCAUGAGAAAAUUGUUCAUCUUUGUUUUUAAAAAACCUGUAAGAUAACUAUGCAAAUGUAUUUUAUUAAAGGGACACAUAAAAGAUGUA
Messenger RNA from Caretta caretta (loggerhead turtle), 8328 nucleotides. It is a transcript of the gene ITSN2, whose product is annotated as intersectin 2. Gene Ontology annotation, biological process: endosomal transport; clathrin-dependent synaptic vesicle endocytosis; positive regulation of Rho protein signal transduction. Gene Ontology annotation, cellular component: plasma membrane; intracellular vesicle; cytoplasm. Gene Ontology annotation, molecular function: molecular adaptor activity; protein binding; calcium ion binding. NCBI's taxonomy places the organism in Eukaryota, Metazoa, Chordata, Testudines, Cheloniidae. The record is from RefSeq and is a predicted model, not a curated record.